Messenger RNA from Diversispora eburnea, 1041 nucleotides. The record is from the annotation of a GenBank genome assembly. NCBI's taxonomy places the organism in Eukaryota, Fungi, Glomeromycota, Glomeromycetes, Diversisporales, Diversisporaceae.
AUGGCGCAACAACAACAGAUUGCAAGCCGACUUUGGACGCUUGCUAAGCUUAACCGAGAUGAAAAUGUGUUUUAUCUAGGAUUGGCUGUUCUAUGGUUCUUUAAUACCCCAGUUAUAGUCACAAUUCUACCAUAUGCCACAUUUUCAUUAUUUCAUUUGAUUACUUAUUUCCGUACGAAUAUUCUUCAAACAUUCUUCCCACAAUCUCGUCAAUCUCAUUCAUCUCGAGAAUCUCAUUCAUCUCGAGCUCCAAAAUUAUCACAAUAUGAGAAAUGGGCAAAUUCUGCUUCCAAAUUUAUUUCAACGUGGGUUCAUCAAAAUUAUGAUCAGGCAAUGAGAAUUGUUAGUUUUUUUGAAGUGGUAGUUAUUACAUCUAUGUUAAUUUGGAAUGUUUUAACAUUUUAUAUGAAUAAAUUUACUACACAAACUUUCCGUGACGUAGGAAAUUAUUUGGAUAGAUUGCUUUUACCUCCAUCAGCAAAUCCAAAUAUUCCUCCAUUUGUAACGAAAGCGUAUCAACAUGCCAAAUCUGCAGUUAUUUGGGCUGGUCUUUUAAGUACUACAACAUCCUCACCAACUACUCCAACGUCUGUCGGUUCCUCAUCAUCCAACGCGUCAUUUUCUUCCGGUCCACCCGGACCAGCUUUACCAAGUUUGAGACCAACACCGGAACAUAUACCGGUUAAUAAUUUUAAUUCCCAAGAAGUUGAAACAUAUUUGAAUACUGGUUGGAAAGAAGCAGUGGAACGACAUUAUGCCAAUUCUUCCUCCGAACCUGAUAAAACGGAAAUGUAUAAUGCAGGAAAAGCUUGGGGACCCAGAGGAGGACCGGUUUGGGGACAUAAACCACAUUUAAUGGCAAAUGGCAAUGAUUUCUUUACUGAACUAAGGAAGUCAUCUCCCAACGUUCAAGUAUCAAAUGCUCAACCCGCAACAGCCAAUAUGAAAAGGAUGUCUAGCCAAAGACGAACGAAAGUUUUUGGUAGAAACCGAGAUAAUAAUGGCAUGUUUGGAUAUUAUCAUCAAAGGAUUAAUUCUUGA